AGUGAAAAUAUAAACAAAGAAAUUGAUGAAUAAUAUCUAUUCUGUAAUUUUUAUUUAAUUUGGUUUUUUAUAUCACUAAAAUUUGUUUAUAAUGUCUGACGAAACGGACUCCGAUUUGAGUGAGGAUGUCGAACCAAUAUUUAAAUAUAUACGCAUUGGAAACGAUCUAACAGAUAUUGUAAAUAACGAUAUAGUUACUUGCGUAGCAGUCCACGAAAAAUUUUUGGUUUUUGGGACAUAUUGUGGUCGAAUACAUAUAUUGGACCAUCAGGGGUAUUUAGCCAAACCGCUUGCUGAAAAACUUGUGAAAAUAUCACAUUUUCAUUCUGUUGCAGUUAAUCAAAUAUCUAUCGACAAAAAAGGAGAAUUCUUGGCAUCAUGUUCGGAUGAUGGCAAAAUAUUUUUAACUGGAUUAUUUGGUGAUGAUGGUGAUCAAAAAUUAUUACUUGGUAAAUCAGUCAAAUGUAUCGCUUUAGAUUCAGAAACUAAAUACUCAUCAGUAAAUCGAUUCAUUAUUGGAGAUGAAAAUUUAAUUUUGUACGAAAAAAAUUUUUUGAAUAAUAUGAAACCGGUAGUUUUAUGUAAAGCUGAUGGCUAUGUCUCUGCAGUUUCAUGGAAUACACAAUUUAUUGCAUGGACGAGUAAUACAGAAGUAAGAGUUUAUGACUUAAAUGAAAAAUGUUCUUUAGGAGUAAUGAAAUGGGAAGAGCCGAAGUAUUAUUCCUUAAAAAAUUUUAGAUGUAAUUUACGCUGGACUGAUUCUUGUACGUUAUUAAUUGGAUGGGGAGAUACUGUGAGGAUUUGUAUAAUAAGGAAAAGAAAUUCAAUUGACGCAUCAACUAGAUUAUACCCGGGUCACAUUGUUGAUCCUAUAUCAACUUUCCAAACCCCUUUCUUCAUAUCGGGAUUAGCGUCUUUAGAUAUGGAUCGUUUAGUUCUUUUAGGUUACGAGAAAAAAAGGAAUGAAGAUAACGAUGAGGCAUUAAGACCAAUAUUAUGCGUUGUAACUUAUACCUCAAAUGAUUAUGAAAGAAUUACUACAGAUAGCUUGUCACUACGAGGAUAUCAAAAGUAUAAAGUUAACGAUUAUUUUUUGGAAUAUAUUAAAGAAGAAAAGAGAUACUAUAUCGUGGCUCCGAAAGAUAUUGUUGUUGCAAUUUUGCAUGAUGUUGAUGAUAAAAUACAGUGGCUUAUUGAACACAAAAAAUUUGAUACGGCUUUAGAAUUGGUAUCUACAAAUAAUACUAUAAAAUUUUCUUAUUUAUCAGUAGCCAGGGGGUAUAUAGAUCAUUUAUUGUCAUUAAAGCAGUAUAGCGCAGCUGCAAAGUUAUGUUCUACAGCAUUGGGAGAUAAUAAGUCCUUAUGGGAAGAGGAAGUGUACAAAUUUGUUAAACAUCAAGAACUGCGAUCAAUUAGCCCUUAUUUGCCUUGUUCAGCUACAACAAAAUUAGAUCCUUAUGUUUACGAAAUGGUGCUUUUUGAAUAUUUAAAGCUUGAUGCCAAAGGUUUUUUAAACUUAGUAAAAAAAUGGCCUCCGGAUUUAUAUAAUGCAGCAGCAGUUAUUAAUGCCGUGAAAGAUAAUUUUAGUAAAGAAAAAGGCAAUGAACUUCUUGAAGCCCUAGCAAUUUUAUAUGCUCACGAAGAAAAUUAUAAUUGCGCAUUGAAAUUAUAUUUAACUAUCAAAAAUAAGGAAGUUUUCAACUUAAUAAAAACUUGUGGGUUAUAUUCUUCAAUUUAUCCUAUGAUAAUCCCGCUAAUAGAACUUGAUUCAAAAAUGGCAAUGGAUAUUUUGUUACACAAAGAAGUGUCAUCUGAUAUUGUAGUGGAGCAUUUAGAACAAAGGCAAGAUUUGUUAUUUGAAUAUUUGAAAGGAUACGAUAAAGAAAUUAAAAAUGGGAAAUAUCAUUGGAAACUUGUAAAUUUAUAUGCUAAAUUUGAUAAUAAAUUACUUUUGUCUUUUUUAAAACGCUCAAACAAUUAUCCUAUACAAGAAGCAUUAGAUAUUUGUAAAAGGGAAUCAUUUUAUGAAGAAAUGGUUUAUUUACUUGAGCGAAUGGGGAAUACAUCAGAAGCUUUAAAUAUAAUUGUCCAGAAAUUAAAGGAUAUCGAUAAAGCUAUUGAGUUUUGUAAAAGACUCGGAGACUCUGAUUUAUGGAGCGAUUUAAUAAAAGAAUCACUUAAAAAUAAUGAACUUAUUCCUUUGUUACUCAACAAUAUGGUUGGAUAUAUUGAACCUGAAAUUUUAGUUGAACAAAUAAAGCCAGGAGAAAAUAUUCCAGGACUUAAAAAUUCCUUAAUAAAAAUGUUACAUGAUUAUAGUUUACAAGAAAGUAUUCAAGAGGGAUAUAACGAAGUCGUUGUAACUGAUUAUUUUAAUUUACAUGAAAAACUAGUUAAUAAUCAUCGUCGCGCAAUUUAUGUAGACUACGAUAAGAAGUGUGAGUGUAAUGGAGAAAUAUUACAAAAAGAUAUUAAUAAAACAGAUAUUAUUAUAUUUAAAUGUCGUCACGUUUUUCAUAAAAAUUGUUUUCGAAAUGAAGACUCAUGUACAAUUUGUAAAAAAUAAGUAAUAAGACAAAAUUUAAGAAUAUAUUAAAAACUUAUUUUAUCUUAUGAUUUUCGGCAUUAGCAUAAAGUCAUGCGUAUAUCCAAUAUUACUAACAAUGCAACAUAAAAAAAAAAAGCCGUAGA
Messenger RNA from Condylostylus longicornis, 2691 nucleotides. RefSeq names its product vacuolar protein sorting-associated protein 41 homolog (gene lt). Gene Ontology annotation, cellular component: HOPS complex; late endosome. The transcript has a single exon. The record is from RefSeq and is a predicted model, not a curated record. Gene Ontology annotation, biological process: endosomal vesicle fusion; cellular response to starvation; macroautophagy. The coding region runs from base 92 to 2566 and encodes 824 amino acids. Lineage: Eukaryota; Metazoa; Arthropoda; Insecta; Diptera; Dolichopodidae. Gene Ontology annotation, molecular function: protein binding.